AUGAACUUUCACCUUCUUUGCUAUGAGUUGUUGCCGCUGCAAGAUCCUUGCUGCAAAAUAUUUGCUGUAGCCAAUAUUGCUGUUGUGUUCACCACUGUCAGUCGGCGGAAGCAGCCACCGAAGAUUCCAGCUUUGUGGUCGACGAAGGCUCUGUUAUCACCAGAGAGAGUUUCAGGAUCUUUGGAUGGUAGACAUGGCAGUUGCAAUAUCGCUAGAAGUAGUUUACUCAUCAAGAAUGUUGCUGUAUGGUUCACGGUGUCGUCUUCCCUUCCUCAUGGCCAUAGGGAAGGAGAAACCAAAGGCAUAACUUCAAAGGCUGCCAGAAGCUUUCUAGUUCGCACCCAUGGUUCUGGUUCACAUUGGCAGAAAAAAGCUGCAGAUUCACAGGGUAUAGCUGCCAUUGUUGCAGUUCACGUCCGUUAUGUUUGCAGGAUAGUGUCAUCGGGAUCGAAAUCAAGCUGGCCCAAAUGCUCUGCUAGUGACUCUGCUUUCGCGUCCCACAUUCACUUCUUGCGCUCAAUUCCGUAUUGUGAUUCUGCGAUUCUCAUUUUCAGGAAUGUAUGCUGGAGCUACAGGCUUCUCUCUGCAUCGCACUCGCCACAUCUUCCUUCCUAUGGUCUUCAAUCUCCCGAAAAUACAAUUCCAGUUCCAGUGAACUUGUUGCAUCAGGCGAUAAAUGCAUCCUCAACUCCAAGAGCUUUAUUUUUUUCAACCUCACCUAAACCUGAUGGAACGGAGUAUGGAAGUGAAGAAGCUAAAGCUAGUGUUGGGGCUGGAAGUUCUGGGCAGGCUGAAGCUAAAAAACAGACCAAUGGAUCUGGCUUAGAAAGUGAAGUGGAUUUUUCCAGGGACGGAAGAGAGUUUGUUGUGGAGAAUUUUGCAAAGGGUUUGCUAGAUGUGGUGGAUGAUUUGAGAAGGAUGUCAUUUGUUGGAAAUGACAAGUUUUCAAAAAUUGAUGCUUCUAAGGGGUUAGAUGGAGCAGAUUCACUCCUGAAAAAACUUCAUGCAUGUCUUCAAGGAGCUGAGAAGCAAGUUGCUGAGGUGGUUAAAAAAUGUGAUGAAUUUGAUCCUGAAUGUGGGCCUUGUGGUCCAGAUAGAGAUGGUGCCAUACUCGAACUUCAAAAAUUUGCAAAAAGUUUGGUAGACGUGGCAAAUAAUUUGGGAAGGGCUUCUUCGGUUGCAAAGGAUAAGUUUUUGAGUAUUGAUGCAUUUAAGAAGUCUGAGGAAGCUGUACCCAUCCUUAAAACACUUCUAGAAGCUGUUGAAAUUACUGAGAAACAACUUGACGAGGUAUUUGAAAAAAUUGGUUUGGAAAAAAUUAAUUCUAAGCAGGAGCUCUAUAAUCCAGAUAGGCAUGAAGCCAUCAUCCAAUUUCCUGUUAGUUCCCAGCCUCCGGGCACUAUUAUUGCUGUUCUGAAGGCCGGAUAUCUUCUUCAUGGUCGUUUGUUACGUCGAGCUGAAGUCGCCACAACCAGAGAAGUGACUGAUCAGGAUAGAGCUGAUGAUGCCAUGACCCCAGGAAUGAAUGAUGAGGAUGGUGGGUUUGAUAAGGAGGAGUCCGAAUCUCUUGGACAAAGAACUGGAUGAGUGGGAUCUCAUUGUCUUCAUUUUGAACAAAGAUGAAAUAUUUACCAUGUGAAGCAUUAUGAUUGCUUCUCCUCGGGCACUAGUUUUCUCGUUUAGGCACUACUUGUCACUAACGAUAUUAAUAAAUACGUGAAUAUGUCAAGCACAAUUUUUUAGUAAAAUUCACUAUGAGUAUGGCUACGUAUUUUUGUGAGA
Prosopis cineraria is the source of this 1782-nucleotide messenger RNA. RefSeq lists its product as uncharacterized. The coding region runs from base 1 to 1587 and encodes 528 amino acids. Gene Ontology annotation, cellular component: PAM complex, Tim23 associated import motor. Gene Ontology annotation, molecular function: protein homodimerization activity; protein-folding chaperone binding; adenyl-nucleotide exchange factor activity. The record is from RefSeq and is a predicted model, not a curated record. Gene Ontology annotation, biological process: protein import into mitochondrial matrix; protein folding. The transcript has 11 exons. NCBI's taxonomy places the organism in Eukaryota, Viridiplantae, Streptophyta, Magnoliopsida, Fabales, Fabaceae.